CCUUAAAUGGCUUCUAUAUAAUUAGCUUAGAGGGCAUUUCGACCCGGCCCCGAUGCAAAAACGACGCUUUUAUAGUAAUUAGUCUACCUUCUCGGAAUCGAGUGUGUAAUUGAUAUGAGAAGUUAAAAGUUAGUACCUACAUACUUUGGAUUUUUAAUCAGAAAACUACAAAGUUUUUCUGAGAUAGCCACUAAAAUUUCGUCGCAAUUCUUAAAUUUAAAUUCAUCAAAAUGAAGGUAUUAGACAAUGUACCUGAUCCUGGUGACCGAUACACUUUAGGAGAUCUUAUAGGACAAGGUGUUUUUGGGAGAGUAUAUGCAGCCGUUGAUACUCAAGCCCCUGAAAAGAAAAUUGCCAUUAAAAUUCAGAGCUACGAAAAAGAAAAUCAAAUUUACGUCGAAGAAGAGUACGAAAUCCUAAAGGAAUUGGGCAAUUGCGUUUAUUUGAUAUCGUUUUAUGGCGUUUACAUGAAGGAUAAUCAAAUUUGGUUCGUUCUAGAGCGAUGCGAAGGAAACACUGCAUUGAAUUUAGUACAAGGAUUGCUGCUAAAAAACAGACGAAUGACUGAGGAACAUAUUGCUUAUAUUUUAAAGGAAGUUGUAAAGGGUAUAGUCUACCUCCACGAAAACAACAUCAUUCAUCGUGACAUAAAAGCCAGCAACAUUUUGCUAACAAAAGAAGGCGAAAUAAGACUAUGCGAUUUUGGUCUGUCAAAAAAAUUGAAACAUCACGAUGAAAAGCUCUACGAAAGUGCAGGAUCUCCAUGCUGGAUGGCCCCUGAAGUUGUUAACGCCAACGAAAAAGACCCUGAAAAUUGUUCUUACGAUAAUAGAGUCGAUGUUUGGAGCUUAGGUAUAACUGCCAUGGAGCUGGCAGAAGGCAAAGCACCAUUUCAGGACAUGCACCCAUCUAGAGCACUGUUUCAGAUUGUUAAAAACCCACCGCCAAGAUUGGAGAAGAUUUCCAGUUGGACUGAGAAUUUUCAUGAUUUUAUUAGCGAAUGUUUGGUAAAGUAUUAUGAAGAAAGACCUUACAUAAUGGAGGUUAUCGAUCAUCCAUUUUUACAAGAAAUUCCAGAAAAUAAUUAUCAUCUGAGCUUGGAAAUCAAAUCUCUUCUGGAGGAGGUUUCAAAAUAUAAAAUUAAAACAAAACCACAAGAAAUGGUAAUUAUUGAAAAAUUUCUAAAGACCACCAUAGAUGGAAAAUUCGAAAGAAUAGUCGAAGAAGAUCUGGUAGAUUUGCCACGUGUAAGUGAAAAAAUGAUUUUAUCUUUGUUGGAAGAACGUUUUAAACGUAAACAAUUUUAUACGUUUGUUGGAGAUAUUUUACUGAGCAUUAAUCCUAACGAACGACUAGAGAUAUUUGGUACACAAUAUCAUCAAAAAUAUAUGCAAAAAUCUAGAUCCGAUAAUGCACCACAUAUCUAUGCCAUUGCUGACGCUGCUUAUCAAAAUGCGUUACAUCAUAAAAUACCUCAACAAAUUGUACUUACAGGCGAGUCCGCUUCCGGUAAAACCACAAACUAUCUUCACAUUAUCGACCAUUUAUUUUUCCUUGGAGAACAGCAUCCAGUCAGCGUAUUUAGAAUCAAAAAUGGUAUUAAACUGAUCCACGCUUUGACUCACGCCAGUACACCAACAAAUGCAUAUUCUACCAGAUGUGUCUUGAAAACUAGCCUUUCUUUUGGGCAGACUGGAAAACUGACAGCGGCCACAUUUAAGAGUUUGUGUUUGGAGAAAUGGAGAAUUUCAGCAGUUGACAUGAACCAAUGCAAUUUUCAUAUCCUCUACUAUAUUUACGAUGGUCUGGUCCAUACAGACGCAACUCAAAAAUACCGACUUCAUAAUAACAGAAAUUACAGAUAUUUGCGAAUACCCACAGAAGAAAAUGUCGAGGAUUGCAACAGGCCUAGAGAUAAUAUUGAACAGAACAUCAUCAAAUAUAAAAAAAUAUUCAGUUAUCUCGAGGAGUUUGAAUUCACCGAAGAACAAAUAACUACGUUCUUUUCAGUAAUUGCUGCUAUAUUGAAUCUGGGCGAAAUAAGAUUCCAAGAAGAUGAUGAUGACGGUUCUGCCUUCAUCAAAAACAAAGAAUAUUUGGAAAGUUUUGCAGAUUUAAUGGAAGUAGAUGAAAGGAAGUUUACUUGGGCCUUAACCAAUUAUUGCUUGGUAACAAAAGGAAAUGUGAUAAGAAAGAAAAACUCUUGUGACGAAGCUAGAGAUACUCGGGACGUUUUAGCUAAUAACUUAUACUCAAGAUUUGUUGAUUUUGUAGUUGGAAUGAUAAAUAACAAACUGGAAAUUGGAAAAGCGAUUUUCGGUGACAAGUAUUCAAUAAACCUUCUGGAUUAUUUCGGUUUCGAAUGUUUCAAGCAAAACCAUUUUCCUCAGUUUUUAAUCAACUGUUUUAACGAACAACUUCAAUACCAUUAUUUACAAAGAAUUUUCUCGUGGGAGAUUCAAGAUUUGAAGAUGGAAGAAGUGGAAUUUGAACCGUUUAAUUAUUUUGACAAUAGAAAGACUUUGAACCAAUUGUUGAGCAAACCAGAAGGCUUGUUGAGCAUUAUCGAUGAUGCUGCUAAAAAGAAUUUGGGUGGUCGGUAUGUGGUUGACAAUCUCCAAAGUCAAGAGAGCAACAGAAUAAUGAUUACCAGCGCCACCGAAUUUUCUGUAGCUCAUUACACAGGAAUAGUGCCAUAUAACGCGAAAGAAAUGCCAAAUAAAAACAGAGAUUUCCUUCCUCCGGAAAUAAUCGAAACUAUGCGAGAAUCUGAUAAUCCCAUAAUCAGGAUGCUCUUUGUCAAUAAAUUGGACAGAACUGGUGGUUUGCUGCUGAAUCUCAAUAGAGGACGAAGAAAUGUUCUAAAUUCAAAUAUUAGGGGUGGCGCAGUUAUAUCAAGCAAGAAGAUUGCAGGUGUUCAUGAAUUCUCCCAAAUCAAAAACAUGCGAACCACAGGUACUAUUUUCCGUUGCCUCUGUCUUGAAUUGUUAAAAGAGCUCUCUAUUGGUGGUAGCUCAGGAGGAACGCACUUUAUAAGGUGCAUCAGAUCAGAUUUGAAAGGAAGAGUUGAACAUUUCAAUAAGGAACUAGUGAAACAACAGCUACGAGCUUUGGCUGUAAUCGAAACGGCUAGAGUGAGGCAAAAAGGGUUUCCUCAAAGGGUAACUUUCUCAGAAUUUUUACGCAGAUAUCAAUUUUUGGCUUUCGAUUUCGAUGAAAAUGUGGAAGUGACCAAAGAAAAUUGUCGUUUGCUGUUAAUCAGGCUUAAAAUGGAAGGUUGGGCUAUAGGAAAAUCUCAAGUUUUCCUCAAGUAUUAUAAUGAGGAAUAUUUGUCAAGGCUUUAUGAGACACAAGUCAGAAAAAUUGUUAAGAUUCAGAGUAUUUUGAGAGGAUUUUUGGCGAAAUGUAAAAUUAACAAACAGAUUAAGGAACAACAAAAAAAUUCCAUCAACGAAAUUCAAAAAAGACGCAGAAGUAGCGCCGCAUUGACGGAAGAUGAUGCGGCUACAGUUAUCCAAAAAGCUUACAGAAAAAAUACAAGAAAAAUUAGGGGCCAGUCAGAAGACAUAUUCGAACCGUUAGAAGAUAAAGACAAGCAGUUUAUUAUACCUUUUGCUAAGAAAUGGAAAAGUCAUAGCCUUUUCCAUGUGCUUAUGCAAUAUAGAGCGGCUAAGUUAUACGAAUUCUUCAACUUUUCUCAACAGGUGCACUUUUAUAAUCAAAAAACAUUCUUUCAAAGUCAAAAAGUACAAAAAGCAACCGAUUUGGAAAGAGUGGACAAAAAAGCUCAAGCGGUUGGUUGGUUAGGAUCAGUGCCUCCCAUAAUAAGAAAAAUGAAUUUUAGAUUAGAUGAUAUACCUUUUUAUGAUACUUCGGCUCUGUGCGAUUUAUUAACCAACGUUGGGAAUGGAGUAGGUAAUGAACGUUGGGAUUCUCCAUAUAGAUGGCGCCAAGAAGAAGCAGCGGAUUAUGCAAUGCAAACAUCUGAUAAAGCCGACAUUAUUUCAAUUCCUUAUGGCAGAGACCCUGAAGUGCCUUUGGCUGCACUGCCAUCCUGUUCUGGAGACGAAAAACACAGCAAAAACCAGGAAAAUUAUUUGGUUAAGAAAAAUGCAGUGCAUUCCAGGGAUAUUCAGAAUCGAAACAAUUUCAAGGAAAAACAAGAAAUAAUGCCUUCGGUUCAUUUGAAGAAAACUCCAUGCCUGGAAAACAAACACAGAUUUGGACAUCAACAAGAGAGCUCUUUUAAUUCAACACCUGCAAAUAAGGACUUUGAGUUUAUUAAGUCUAGCAACUUAACUUCAAGGCCUAAGAAUGCUGAUCCUAUAGCGGAGUUACGAAACAUAGCUCAAAGACGGGAUAGUACAUCCGAAGACGAGCCGCCUUUCAAUUUUCAAGGCAUGUUACGUAAAACCAACUUCAAAAGAGAAUCAAUGAAGGGAAACGUGCGUAAAGAUUCCAUAAAAAAUUCAGCUGCUUUUGAGGCCGUGAGGCGAUUUUCUUUGACAAGCAAAGAGGAUCAUAAUAUGAGAAAUGUUGAUGAAGACAAAAUCAUGGUGAUCAACUCUAGACCGGUUUAUAUGGAAUUGGUGCCUGGAUUGAUUUUGGAAGGAGUUGAAGUUGAUCUAUAAAUAUUUUAGCAUUUAUAUUUAUUUAUCAUUAAAUUUAUGUUUAUACUAAACAUAAUUUUUUUUGAAAGUAUUUCUUCUUUGACUGUCCCUUCAAUGAAUAAAGCAAUAUAAAAUAAAUUAUAUUAAGUGAACUUUAAAUUUACCUAUUUACUGAUGUUGUUAUUGUUCUUAAAUUUUAACAAUAUACCUAUUUUAAACUUG
Messenger RNA from Ceutorhynchus assimilis (cabbage seed weevil), 4832 nucleotides. The record is from the annotation of a GenBank genome assembly. NCBI's taxonomy places the organism in Eukaryota, Metazoa, Arthropoda, Insecta, Coleoptera, Curculionidae.